Messenger RNA from Asterias rubens (European starfish), 3775 nucleotides. RefSeq names its product membrane-associated progesterone receptor component 1-like. Gene Ontology annotation, cellular component: endomembrane system; membrane. The coding region runs from base 35 to 565 and encodes 176 amino acids. Lineage: Eukaryota; Metazoa; Echinodermata; Asteroidea; Forcipulatida; Asteriidae. The record is from RefSeq and is a predicted model, not a curated record. The transcript has 3 exons.
CAAAGGUGCCCGACUAUUGCAGAAGAGAACAAACAUGGCGGUCGAGGAACUUCUGAAAGAGCUGUUUUUUAACCCAAUAAACCUCGCAUUACUAUCUGUAUGUGGGUUUUUGGUUUAUAAAAUAUUCGCAGGAAGUAGAAGAAAACCUGACCCACCGAGAGAACCGACACUCGCGCGUAUGAAAAAGAGAGAUUUCACGCUACAAGAUCUCAAACAGUAUGACGGUUUGGGUGAAGAUAAACGAGUUCUUGUUGCAGUGAAUGGCAAAGUUUUUGAUGUCACCCGAGGAAAGAGAUUUUACGGACCAGGUGGUCCAUAUGGUGUUUUUGCUGGCCAUGAUGCUUCCCGAGCCUUAGCAACAUUCUCAUUGGAGAAGGAUUCUUUCAAAGAUGAAUACGAUGAUCUUGCCGACCUAGAUAAAGAGUCACUUGAUGGUGUACGAGAAUGGGAAAUGCAAUUCAUGGAAAAAUAUGACUUUGUUGGGAAGUUAUUGAAACCAGGAGAUGAACCCACAGAGUAUUCAGACGAAGAAUCCGCUACUGACAGUGAGAAGAAGGACAACUAGGCAGGAUGUAAGAAUAGCCCAACUAUAUUACGACAAGCAGUCAUCAAUGGCGGGAUUUAUACUCUACGUCCAUCCAUUACUUUGACCCAUUUUUGAAUGCAUUUUCCGACUUAAAAUCCGGAGUCAAGACAUAAAUGUCUCUAUGGUUUGACGGCCAGUCAGAAUGCCUGAUACACAUGAAACACAAUCCAACCACCUGCUUAAAAGUUCACAAGAAAUGUACAUUGCAUGACUGCAUAUCAUGCCUCCGUACAUAUGUGCUGGUACAUCGGUAUUAAAUACUGGUACUAGUACAGACAUGGCUUUAUGGUGUUUUUAAUCAAUCUGGAAAUCCUACAAAGCUGAACAUAACUGUAGUGUAAGGAUUUUUUAUAAGGGUACUUUUUGGGGGGAAUUGAAGCAUGUUCAAUUUGGAUCAUGUAUAAUGGAGAGGUUCAAAGGUUCUUAGGGGCUUUUUAUUACUUUUAACAUUUCUGAAUCAUCCCAAGUCUUAUUUUCGCAUGACUCUAAUAUUUACUUAACAAGGGCUUGAUAUUUUAUAAGAUUUUCCAUUGGACCACAUGUCCACAGUUGAACAUUUACUGAACCCGAAUAUUUAGGAUUGAACAGCUUUUGCAUUUUUCAGUAAUCCUUCAAAGUAUGAGAUGGGAGAAGCACUAGACUGCUGCACUUGUUUGGUUGUAGGGUUACUGCUAAAAUGAUGAGCCUAUGAGCAGCGGUUAAUUUGAGCCCUGCUUUACAAGCCUGACCAGUCCAGUGGGUAUUACAAGCCCUGCUUAGCCCUUUCAUGUUAGUUCCCUUUGUUAACAAUCAAUUAAUAAAAACUGUAACUGUUAAAUUGUGUAAAUUGGACAGCGCUGUAGAGGCAAGAGAAUAUCUGCCAUUGUACAGUAUACAAUUGUUGCCCGCUGUGGUGGGAUGGGAUCCAUGGUGUUUUGUAGGCCUAAGGGGGCAAAUGGCACUUAAGGCAAAACUAGUGCCAUUUGCCCAGAGAAUGUACAAAGGACAUAGAUCCCAUCACAUUGUGCAACAAUUGUUUUUGGGUAAAAUUAAAAACACUGGACAUCUUUGGUAGUUAUCAACUUGCAGGUGUUGGACAUUUCUCAAAAGCUGAAGCGUCUUUUGUAAUUGACUCACUCAGCUUUACAUUCCGAAGAAUGCUAUCAUCCUUACAAUCUCUAUGGAAUGAGUUUUGUUUAUUACAAAUGAUCCCUGACCCUGACAUGGAAGAAUGCGACUCUGUACAUUAGAGUAGAAGCUAUGGGGGAAGGGUACUAUACUCACUGAGAUCUUAGGGUUGAUAAUGAAAGGAGGAGGCUGGCAUCGAUGCAGAGAGAUCAUUAAUUAAGAUUGUAUGAAAAUUGACCUCUUGGUGGCAUCACUAUAAGUCAUGUACAUUGUAGCAGCUUAUGCAUAAAAUGAUUAACAGUUAACAAUCAAUGUAUAUUGCAUUCAGUUCGAAUUGAAACUUGUUAUUAGAGACCUGUAAAUAUCUGAUUAAUUAACAAAGGGAUUUGUAAAUGACACUAUAUAUUUGGCUAGUGUUGAGCUUACAAAACUGGAAGAAUUCAGAAGAUUAUGAUAAUCUGCAACCUGCAUUUGAUGAAUUGUGAAAAGGAUUUCAAAGUUGUUGUCGUGUGUUUAUGGUUGGUGAGAUGCAAUGACUGAGAAUAGUCAUGGUCCAUGCUAUCAAAUGAGGUCAGAAGCUUUUGUUGAUAAAAAAAUAAAAAUUAAGGCUGUUUUUAAAUAGUUUUAUUUAGUCUUUGAAAUUCCAACUUUUGCAGUGAAUCAUUGCAGGGCUCUAGACUGUUCUGUAGAUGGAGCUGGAUUAUCAUUUGUAGGGUAUUAACUAAACUAGAUUGUUAAAAGCACUGCUUUGUAAUUAGCUUGUAUCUCAAUGUGGAUAAUUGAUUGAACUGCAUAGCAAGUUCUGUGGAGAUUUACUAUAUCAUUAUUUUGCCCAGUUUUUGUAAUGUGAUUUUUAUUGUCUACAAAAUGUUUCAGAAAUACUAAACCCAUUGUCAGAAAUGACCCAAGUUUAAUCUAACAAUGGUAUUUCUGUCUAAAAUCAUUUGUAUCAAAAUCCGUGUAAAAUAAACGAAAGCAAGUCAAAGCAUGUAUUAUCAGUAUAAAGUAUUCAAGUUAAUUUUUGUUGACUGGUUAAUCAUAUCUGAAAACAAGUUCAAGAUUUUGUAAAGUUUGGGGAAUUUCCAUCUGGAAUAACAAGAAUGUUUACAAUGUCAUUGUUUGCAAUGUAGUAGCUGUACAUAUGUUAAUUGACGACGGCAGAACGCACUUUCUUUCAUCCGUUUUAACUUCCCGAUUUCAAUUUUAUUCUGAGAGCUUGAUGUUUAGACAAAUGUGUUUGAAAAACUCACAGCUGACAUUCCUUCAAGUUUAAAACUUUGAAACAAAAAUUGAGUUUAUGCAAAUUGAAAAACCAUCAAGUUUCUUAUUGCAGUGAUGUCACACACUAUAACAGUUGCAUAAUAUUUGUUUGUUAAUUAACAUGCAUGAUAGGGCUAUUGUAUGCUGUAGAAUAAGACAUUUAUAUGUACAUGUACUGUCAAUCAUUGUAAUAAAUGCUCCAGUCUUGCUUACUUUCAGUCUCAUGUUUCUGUUUAACGACCCAUAAUCAAAGAUGGCUUUUGUUGGUUUGUACCUACAAGGCUGACUGAGAUAUUUAGGGUGAUUAAGCAGGCUUAUCUUGCUAAGCCACAUUUGCCUUUAUUCUGCUUAAAGCUUGGCUUAUUAUUUCAUGUAAUGCAAAUCAGCUUUGAUUGUGCUGCUUUCAUGAUUGGUUGGAAACUUGCGUCAGAGUCUCACAGUAACUCAUGAUGACUCUACACGCAGAUUGUAAAAUCAAAUAGUUUAAUUAACCUGGACAAUUUAGCUACCUUAUACUUGUAUUGGAUUUCUUUUAUUGUAUCUCUUGGUAUUCUGUUAAAAAUGUGUAACGCUACACUUAGCUUUUGUAAGCUUUCAUUUCCUUUUAAUUAUGGACCAAUUUUUGAGAGAUUGGUGUCUAUCCAAUAUGCAUGAAUUUGUCAAUUAUAAUAAACUGUUAGAACAAACAACCUGGGAACAUAUUUAAAUUGAGUGACUCUUUUUGUAAAUGCUGAUUUGUUGCUUUUCAUAUUGCUAAAUGGAAUAUUGCAUGUAAUAUUUUACACAAAAAUACUGAAUUGAUCAUAAAUUUGAAGUACAGUA